GUUUCGAUCGCUUUAUCUUCGGCUUUGGUCUGAAAAUCAGAACUUUCUUACCCUUCUGCAUGUCCUAGAGAAAGUGACAGGGAGAGGGAGUGUGGGAGAAAGAGAAAGCUUAAGGAGGUAGCCAUUUGCGUCCUUUUCUUGGAGCUUAAGCACUGUAAAUUUAAGCUUCACAUAGCUGUGGUUUUGAUCAGCUCCUGUAAAAGUACCUUCGGCAGCGACGCCGUAAGUUCCCGCCGUUGAAGAACCCUAAUUCUCUUAGCUUAGAUCAGACUCGGAGCACCAAGUGAACCUCCUCCUUCAUUCCUCGUCCUUCCGGGCCUUUCAUCUUUUGCAGGUGAUGUUCUGAAGGAUGCCAGAAUAAAUUCCCUUAGAAUUUUCAUUUUGGGGUUUACAUGUGAUGCUAUUUUUGAAUUAAAUCAAGCAUACCUACUCGUGUAAUUUUGGGUAUGAGGUGUUUCGAGCCAUGAUGAUGUUAUAUAUGGGCUAAACCACUUUCAGAAAAAAAGAGGAGUGGCCUGGUAUAACUUGGUGGCUGGCUUUUUAAUGCCUGGUAACGGAGUUGAAGAUAGGAUCCACAAGUUAUAUGGGCCAGAUAACUCUUCCCUAGAUCAGCACCAAUUUCAAGCUGUCGAGGAUAGUUGGCCUGGCUUUAACUGCAAUCCAUGGGUUGGGAAAUGGAGGCAGAUUGGGGUAGCUCCAAGUUGUGAUGUAAAAAGCUUCAACCAUAAAAAAUUAGAUUCUGUGAAAAGGCAUGGUGGUGAAUCUUUGAGCGCGACCUUUAACCGAAACCGUGAGUAUUCCAACAUUUACUCCAGAAGCCAACAGUUGAGUUCAAAUGAAGAUAUGCAUGGAUGCCACAAAUUCCAGGCAAGGCAAAGACAGUCAGAGGUUUUGGGUGAAAAUACAGUUUAUGAUCCACAGGCUAUAACUUCAAGAUGUCUUUCCUUCCUUAUUCCACAGCAGGAAAAUGUUUCUGGGGAUAGUCCCACCCUAACAACGAAUUCGGAAAGGUCAGAAAUUACCGAAGCUUCCGUCGACUUGGAAUUAGUUGGAGGGAAACAGCAGCUUGUUAAGGGCCAACAACUACAUACUCCACACACUCACCUAAUGCAGUCUGGGUACAAUGAAAUGCAGUUGCUGCAGCAGCACGUUGUGUUCAAGCAGCUACAAGAACUUCAGAGGCAGCAACAACUUCAGCACUUUGGUGAUUCUAGGCAGCAGAAUUCUGCAAUGACUAAACAGGCUGCUGGGGCUCAGAUUUCACCUGUCAUCAAUGGAACUCCUGUUAAUGAUGCAUCACACAUGCUUAUGAACUGGAUGCAGCAAGGUCCCUCUCCCACUGUGCAAGGCGUAUCUAGCAGAGUUGAAGUUUCACAAGAUCAAGGUCAGGCUUUGCAUUCCAUGGGUCUCGCUUCUCAGCAGCUUGAUGUAUCCUUAUACGGCACUCCUAUUGCUAGUGCAAGAGGAGGUAUGAAUGAAUAUUCCCAUCUUUACGGGAUGUCUCAUGAUUCUACAAAUUUGUUGACUAAGGUUAGUGUUCAGGCACAGAAGCCUAUUAUGCAAUCAUCAAGCUUCAGUAACCCCCUUGUAGGUGAUCAGGUUACUGUUUCUUCAGAGCAGGUUUGCUUUCCCCAAGAAGGUUUCAUAUCCAAACAAAGACUUCAGGGAAACAAUAUGUUUGGACAGAUUCCUGUUCAGGGGUUGAAUAGUACUGUUGUUUCGAGCAAUCUCCAACUGGGGAGUACUCUGCAAAAGAAUGCAUCCCCAACGGAAUUUAAUGGGAGGCCAGAGCGAGCUGGUUGGUCUGGAACCUUGCAGCAGAAAAAUAUUCGGCUUGGCCCUUCUCAGGGUUUGUUUCCUCUAGAUCCAAUGGAAGAGAAGAUUUUGUACAAUCUGGAUGAUAACAUAUGGGACACUUCUUUUGGCGGGCACAUUGACAUGGGCACUGGAGGCUUUGGAAUUACAAUGGACCCAACAGACCAUUCGAGUGCAUUUCCUGCUAUUCAAAGUGGAAGCUGGAGUGCUCUUAUGCAAUCUGCAGUCGCAGAAGCUUCUAGUAGUGAUACUGGGCUACAGGAAGAGUGGAGUGGCUUAAGUUUUCAGAACUCAGAACUCUCAACUGAUAAUCAGCCUUCAAAUGCUAUGGAUAGUGAAAAGCAACAAUCAAGUUGGCUUGAUGGCAACCUACUGAGAACUACCUCCUUAAGUUCAAGACAUUUUCCUGUGUUUAAUGAGUCUAGUGUGAGCUCUAGCUUCCCUGGAUUUCAUCAACCAGGCGUCCAGUUCUCAAUUGAGCAGAGAGAUACACUGCCCCAGGAUGAUUCUCAUGAAUCAAUUCGGAAGUCUCCCAAAAACAGUGGUGAGUGGAUUGAUUGUGGCCAUAAACAAAAACCAUCCAUUGAAGGACGUCGACCAGUACAACCACUUGUGUCAUUGGACAGUGCAUGGAGUGGUCAGAUUUUUGAGCACCCAGAAAGCAAUUCCCAUCAGCAAAGAAUGGCCUCAAUUAACAAUUUUAGCCAACCAUGCAGUGAACUAAAAGGUGAUAUCAAUGAAGCUACAUACCAGGGGAGGAGUUUUGAUGAUUGUCUGCGGGAGAGCAAUAAUAAUUCUGUUGCAAGUUAUUUUUCUAGACCAGCUAGAGGAUUGGAGCCUGUACACUCUGGCAUGGAUGGUACUCUGCGCAGCAGAGAAAAUUCACAAAUAUUUAACUUUGCCGCUGUGCCAAAUUCAAGCCCUUCCAAGGCCUUUCAAGAAACCGGUCAACAUAAUCAAGCUGAUUAUGUUAAGAGUGCUGAUAUAUCUAGGAACAAGGAAAAUCAGAGCAUGGAUAAAAACCAGCAUCAGAUGAGUAAUGGUUCUUAUGGUUUGCAUAACUAUCUUGAGAAAGGAGGUGGAACAGAUGGGAUGCUGCAGAAAUGCUACCAAAACGACAACUCUUAUGACGAUUAUGGCUUGAAAGGAUUUAGUGGGCAAGAGCAAGAACAUGGACAUUUAACGGAUUAUCAAGGAAACUCAAAAGUGUCAGAGAUAGCUUCUAGAGGUGACUUUGAUCCAUCUAUGACCUUUCGCAGAUCCGUUCAUCCCCAUUUUGAAAAAGUUACCGCUCCAAGUGAAAAUAUGCUUGAGCUUCUUCAUAAGGUUGACCAAUCUGAGGAGAACAGCAGUAUACCUCAUUUUGGCUCUAGAGCCUGUGAUUCAUUGGUGUCUGAGACAGAGACUUCUGAUAGAUCUGUUGCUCAUUUGUAUAAUCAGUCAGCUGCUUGUCAAGGUUUCGCCAUGAAACUGGCUCCUGCAUCUCAACAGCUGUCCAAUAUGAACCCUUUCAUCUCAUCACAGGAUAUGCCAGAAGUAGAAUGUAAUCUAGGUUUCAGGCAAGCCAAUUCUGAGAUAGAGAAGAGCCAGACCUGGUUAGCUUACCCAUCUGUUCAGUCGUGUUCGUCAUUGCAUGAAUCAUCUCAAAGAUCACAUUGGGAUAAUAAAUUAAGAAUUUCAGGACAGACAAGCAUCCCCUCGUCUUUAUAUAUGCCUGGGGUUGCAGCUUUUACCUCGAGUCCUCCAUAUAUAAGAAAUCAGCUUCAAAUGCAGGACAUGCCAAAUGCACCUCUGGCAUGUUCAUCUUCACAGUCAACAUUGGCUGGUACAGUUAGCAGAUACCCAUCAUUUGACCUUGCUCCCUCUCAGCGUCCUGUUAUGUCAGGCAUGCAUCAGCAGGGUUCAUUUUCAGAGAGACUGCACAACAUAUGGACAAAUGUACCAGUUCAGCAACGUCCUUCUGUUGUAGAAUCUCUUAAGGUUCCGGCUAUAGAUCCGUCAACAAAUUGCUGGGAAACUUCACUGGUGUCACUGGGGAUAAAUGACCAAAAUCCUGAGAAAGUUGGAUAUGGAUCAUCAGAAUUUGGCACGUCUCCAAGGAAUUCACAAGGAUUUGAACAUGGGGCUAGUCAGCAAGAGGGAGGGAGAUCUCAGAUGCUAAAAUCAUCUGAGAUACAUGAUGCUUCACAGACUCAUAGUUUGCCUAGAAAUAUCUCUGAUGCAGAUGCUUUUGCCUCUGGCUCAUUGUUGGCUCAUUCACACCAGCUGGACCUCGAUAGAAUACAGCAUGAAGACAACAAUGUUCCUUCUCCCUCUGAAAGAAUUAUUGGAACCAUCGGUCAUUCUCUAAAACUAUCACAUGUUUCUCAUCCAAAUUACUCCCUACUGCCCCAAGUGCAGGUAAUGAAGAAUGUGGAUACUGAUCCAAGUAGGAGAGUUUCAGAUGUUGAGCAUGUGGCUGCCACUGAUGCACCACAGCUAACAUAUGAAGAGAAUUCGAAGUUCAGAAACCAAUUGGAUACUGGAUUGAUGUCAGCAUCCCCAUCCAACACAUCACCAUCUGGGGACACUAAAAUGCAAAGUUUCUUGACAGAAGGAAGAGAAAACUUUGGCAUAAAAGCUUCAUCACAGCCUGCUCUUCUAGAUAGGCCUCAAGUGAUGGUCACGACUGGUCAAAAUGAUUUUUUGAGUCAAUCUAUUACCAGUAACGUGGUAUCAAAUCAGGCUGGGCAUCCCCAAAUUAAUUUGUGCAUGUCACCCUCAUUGUUUAAACAGUAUGAGGCUUUCAGACAUGUGCAGAUGCCACUGUUAUAUGAUGGAAGACAUGUAAAGACUGCUGCAGGACAGUUCUCUCUCUGGAAGCCUUCCCAGAAUUUGGAUAUAGUUUCUUCUGGGGGACGAAUAGAUGCUGCUGAUGCUAGUGAAUCUCUUUCAGCCCCUUAUUUGUUGCCUUCGGAUGGUACAAAUCAAUGCAUGGCGAAUGUGAGACCAAAAAAACGGAAAGCUGCAACAUCUGGGCUUCUACCAUGGUGCAAAGAAGUAACACAAGGUUCUCAAAGGGUUCAAAAUAUCAGUGUUGCAGAACAUGACUGGGCAAAAGCCACAAAUCGAUUGAUUGAGAAGGUGGAAGAUGAGGCUGAAUUGGUUGAAGAUCGGCUGUCAAUGUUUCAAUCGAAGAAAAGGCUUAUCAUGACAUCACAGCUUAUGCAGCAAUUGUUUUGCCCUGCACCAAUGUCCAUUCUCUCAGCAAGGGCUGUUUCGCAAUAUGAUACUCUGGCAUACUCUGUUGCCAAAUUAUCACUAGGAGAUGCAUGUAGCCUGACCUCUUGCACAAUUAAUCGUUUUUUGGAUGUACCGCUGAAUAACAACACCUUGAUUUCAGAACAGCUCAAAGCUUUUGAGCCUGUUGAUGACCAGUCCUUUUCAGAAGUUGUAAAAGACUUCAGCAAUAGAGCAAAGAAGUUGGAAAUUGGCUUACUCAGAUUGGACAAGGCAGCAUCCAUUUUAGACGUAAGAGUGGAAUGCCAGGAAAUGGAAAAGUUUUCUGUCAUUAACCGCUUUGCUAAAUUCCACAUCCGGCAAGCAGAUUCCUCUGGAAACUCUUCUUCUUCCAGUACUGUUACCCCUGCACCAAAACCCAAUCCCCAGAGAUAUGUCAUUGCACAUCCAAUACCUAGGAAUCUACCGGAGGGGUUACAAUGCCUUUCACUGUGAUUAUCAAAUUGAACAAUGCCCUUCCCAAUUGAACCGUUAUACAUUCCUUGUCCCGUCCAUAUCCCACAAAUGAUCUCUUUCAUCUGCGUAUAUGCUGACACAUUGAAAGAAGAGCAUUUCUUGAUGGUAUGCAAAGCAACUCAACCACAAGUAACAAGGUAGCUUGUUCAAUCUUGAACUGAGGUUGAUUGUUAUCAUUUUUGAGAGAGUACAUAGUAUUUCCUGUAAAUUUUGAUGGAUUUCCAAGGAGAAUAGGUAGCGCCCCAAGUGGUCUUUUCAUAUAAUAGCAAGAGGAUCGUUGCUAUGGAUGUUUCUCUAGUCUCAAGUUACAUAUAUAAUAAAUAAGUUAUAGGAAUAUCGGUUUAGCUAUGGUUUUGGUGUUUUCCUCCUUUUUCCCGUAUUGUUUUCCCCUUUUCAGAUUGGAUCUACUCUGAAUAGUUGGCUUCUCGAAGAUAGAUAGUCAAUAAAAUAUGUGGAGAGGUGUACCUGGUUGUAAUAUUUUA
This is a messenger RNA of Carya illinoinensis, 6032 nucleotides long. RefSeq lists its product as uncharacterized. The coding region runs from base 544 to 5529 and encodes 1661 amino acids. Lineage: Eukaryota; Viridiplantae; Streptophyta; Magnoliopsida; Fagales; Juglandaceae. The record is from RefSeq and is a predicted model, not a curated record. The transcript is spliced from 10 exons.